CUGCAGCUAUUAAUGGGCGUUGCCUUCUCAACUUUUCUGAAAGGUGUGGCGAGUUUGACACUUUGUAAAAUUCUUACUCUGACAUCAAUCCUGUCUUCUCACUAAGGACGUUUCUCUACAAUCACAACAAUGUCUGGUUGGGAAGAAUUGGAAAUGCUCUUAGACUCCCCCUCCUCAUUGACAACAACAUCCAAUGCGAGAGGAACUGUGAAGGACAAGGCAAACUUUAAAGUGGAAGAAGAUGUGUCUGCACUAAGGAAGGCCAUCGAGGGCAUUGGUACGACAGAAAAGACACUAAUUGAGGUGUUGACCCAAAGAAGUAAUGCUCAACGUCAGCUUAUCACUAAGGCCUAUGAGAAAGCCACAGGAAGGAAAUUAAUAGAUGAUCUGGAGGGCGACACCCACGGAGACUUUGAAGACUUGUUAGUCGCCUUGGUAACGCCUUCCGCUACCUACGACUGUCAAGAAGUCAUCAAAGCCAUCAAGGGAGCAGGGACCACCGAGAGUACACUGACAGAAAUCUUUGCCUCGAGAUCCAACAGACAGAUCAAAUCCUUGUCUGAAGCAUACCUUGCAGAAACUGGAAAGUCGCUGAUUCAUGAUCUGCAGUCGGAGGUAUCUGGAGAGUAUGGCAAAGCACUGCUCAUCUUGGCUGAGGGGAAGAGAGAUGAGAGCACCAAUGUGGACGCUGCCAAAGCUAAAGCAGAUGCUAAGGCCCUGUAUGAAGCAGGGGAGAAGAAGUGGGGAACUGAUGAGGAUAAGUUUAUCGACAUCCUGUGCCACAGGAGUAUUCCCCAGCUUCGACAGACUCUGGUAGAGUACAAGAAUAUAAGUAAGAAGACUCUGCAGGAGAGCAUUGAGAGCGAGAUGUCUGGAAACCUGGAGAAGAUACUAGUGGCUAUUGUUAAGUGCGUGAAGACCGUUCCUUUAUACCUGGCUGAGAGACUUUUCAAGAGCAUGAAGGGCGCGGGGACUACAGAGUCCACUCUGACCAGGAUAAUCGUCAGUCGUUCAGAGGUGGACCUGCUGGACAUCAGAGCCGAGUAUAAGAAGCUGUUUGGAAGUUCCCUCUACUCCCAGCUAGAGUCUGAAGUGUCGGGCAGCUAUGGCGACACCCUCAAGUAUCUAUGUGGCCAGGACGACUAACUCCUCCCAACUUCUGAUGAGAAACAUGAGAUGCAGAUAGAAGAAGCUAGUGAUGAGGAUGACCAGUGAUGGACCUUUCCAACAGCAUCAUACAUUUGCUUGAACUAACCAUCUUGAAAUGCUUUUGAAUGUGGUAUUCCAGUAAUGUUCAACCAGACAGUGCAGGCUGCUUAACACACACACACACAUAAGAAGUAUGGAAAAGAAGACUGUUGAAUGUCUUUUAUAAAAUUCAAAAAGUGUUUGUAUUCCAUGUAUAAUAGUGGUCGACUCCACAUUUCUUACUUAACAAGUAUCUUCAAGCAUAUUGGUACACAAAUAACUUUCACAUUAAACAAAUAUUGUAUUUUGCUAUUUGAUGUUAGUGAGCAAAGACGACACCAUGGCAUUUAUAUAAAAAAAAUAAACGUGUUUUAUUUAA
Molecule: messenger RNA, 1567 nt
Organism: Cottoperca gobio
Lineage: Eukaryota; Metazoa; Chordata; Actinopteri; Perciformes; Bovichtidae
Product: annexin A3-like
Exons: 14
Coding region: 130-1146 (338 amino acids)
Cellular component (GO): cytoplasm; plasma membrane; vesicle membrane
Molecular function (GO): calcium-dependent phospholipid binding; phosphatidylserine binding; phospholipase inhibitor activity
Source: RefSeq, a predicted model, not a curated record